Molecule: messenger RNA, 7643 nt
Organism: Hippocampus zosterae (dwarf seahorse)
Lineage: Eukaryota; Metazoa; Chordata; Actinopteri; Syngnathiformes; Syngnathidae
Gene: slitrk5b
Product: SLIT and NTRK-like family, member 5b
Exons: 2
Coding region: 670-3267 (865 amino acids)
Biological process (GO): axonogenesis; positive regulation of synapse assembly; regulation of presynapse assembly
Cellular component (GO): membrane
Molecular function (GO): protein binding
Source: RefSeq, a predicted model, not a curated record
CGUCAAUUGGAGCUGCCGUGAAUGUUUUCAACCUAAGCUACAAAAAAAAAGGGAUUGACAGAUUAUACGAUACAAUGAUGUAACGUGACUAUCCUUGCGGAGGUUUUGCUUUCAGGAUGAAUAACGCCAUAAGCGGGUUUAAAACACACCGUUUGAGUGUGUCUGAAGCUCUCCGCUUGGCUGAAUUAUUGAUAUUUUGAGGGAUCUUUCAGAAGGUAGGUCAGCAUCUAUCUUUUUUUUUCCUUGCACAUCUCGGCACGAUGCUCAAGUGAGCUGAUUCUUUCUGCGUGAAAUGAAAUGACUUGACAUCUUCCCGACCACCGGGUAAGGGAGAGAGGGGGAGAUGGAGAGAGGGGGAGAGAGACAGAGAGAGAGAGAGAGAUGGAGAGGGAAUAAGGAACUUAGUUAUCAGGCGCAGCAGCAUCUCCGCCUGCACUGCGAGGCAGAGGAGACGCAUUUAUGGUCGAUCAGUGGUUUUCCUUUUUCCUUCAAUUCUCUUCGGGACAUUGGGGGAGUGAGUUGAAAAGAUCCCUGACGGGUUUUCCUGACGGAUGAAACAUAAAAGGCACGCUGACAUUACCCGGUGAGCCUGCGUUUCAACCCAUGGGUGUGAGAUGACAUUGAGGAUACUUUAGUGGGAGUCUGAGCUUGGACGUCGUGCGCAGGAAAAUGCAUCUUUGGAUCGCUUGUGUUUUGCUGAGCGCCGCCGCUGUAUCUCCAGCAGGGAUGUCUGAUGAAGGCAUAUGUGAACGACUGUGUGCCUGCGAGGAGAGAGAGGGGACACUCACUGUGAGCUGUGAGAACAGGGGCAUCGGGAGCAUCUCCGAAAUAAACCAGCUCAACUUCCCCCAGUAUCAUCUGCUGCUCACUGGGAAUGUUUUAAGAAAGCUUGCCGCCGACGACUUUCUUGAAUAUCGAGGACUCACCAUAUUGCACCUGGGAAAUAAUGAGAUAGCCGAGGUGGAAGCUGGAGCUUUUAAUGGACUUCAAGGAUUGAAGCGAUUACAUCUCAACAAUAACAAAAUUGAUGCCUUGAAGGAGGAGCUGUUCUGGGGCCUUGAAAGUCUGGAGUAUCUGCAGCUUGAUUAUAAUUACAUCACUCAAGUGGCCCCCAAUGCUCUGGGCGGACUUCGACACCUGGAGGUGUUGAUUCUGAAUGACAACUUGAUAUCGACUCUGCCUGUGAACAUCUUCCAGCAUGUCCCACUGACUCAUCUUGACUUGAGGGGGAAUCAGCUGAAAGUCCUCCCCUACUCGGGUCUGCUGGAGCACAUGAACAGCGUGGUGGAGCUGCAGCUGGAGGAAAACCCGUGGAACUGCUCCUGUGACCUGAUCGCCCUCAAAACGUGGCUGGAGAGCAUUUCGUACACGGCGUUGGUGGGCGACGUCGUUUGCGAGUUCCCCUUUCGUCUUCAUGGGAGGGAUCUCGAUGAGGUCUCAAAGCAAGAGUUGUGUCCCAGAAGAGCCAUCGCUGAAUACGAGAUGCCACCGCAGCCGCAUUUCAGCACGGACGGCAACUACAGGAGUACGCCGGCCCUCGCGACGGCUCCCUUAACCUCGUCUGGCAUUGCAAGAUCUUCGUCAAGGCCCACCAAGGGACCUCGGCAGUCAGGUAAAUUAAAAUCAAAACCGACGACUCGACUGGCGGCAAACAAACCCCAGAAUUAUGGCCAAAUUAUUUCCUAUCAAACAAAAUCUCCUGUGCCUUUGGACUGCCCGUCGGCCUGCACCUGCAACCUUCAGAUUUCAGACCUCGGCCUCAACGUCAACUGCCAGGAGCGAAAGAUCGAGCAGAUUUCCGAUUUAGAGCCCAAACCUUACAACCCCAAAAAGAUGUAUCUCACCGGGAAUUAUAUCCCUGUGGUGAGAAGAUCAGAUUUCAUUGAGGCAACUGGAUUGGAUUUGCUUCAUCUGGGCAACAAUCGCAUCGCUCAAAUCCAUGACAGAGCUUUUGGUGAUUUGACUCAUCUCAGGAGACUCUACCUUAAUGGGAAUUUGAUAGACCAUCUUACGGCCGAUAUCUUCUUUGGACUAGAGAGCCUGCAGUUCCUAUAUUUAGAAUACAAUGUCAUUAAGGAAGUCACUGCAGACACAUUCCAGCACGUCCCUAAACUCCAGCUCCUGUUUCUCAACAACAACCUCUUGAAAACAUUACCAGCGGGAGCAUUUCACGGUCUCACGUUGGCCCGCCUCAAUCUUCGCAGCAACCACCUGCGAUACCUGCCGGUCAGCGGUGUGCUCGAUCAGCUCACGGCACUGGUGCAGGUGGAUUUGUACGAAAACCCCUGGGAUUGCUCGUGUAGCAUUCUCGACCUGAAGAUGUGGCUCGAGCAGCUCAGCACGGGCACCGUUGUCAACAAUGUCAUCUGUGGCUCGCCCAAGAGGCUCGCUGGGGAAGACAUGCGAUACAUCAAGACAGCUAAUUUUUGCCCUAAUAACUCGGCCGUACUGGCGUCAAUGAUUCCCCCCUCAGAGGAAUCCUUCCCGGGCAGCACCAUCACUAUCGAAACGUCACUCGACUCCGACACACAGUACAGUGCCAUCCCUUUAUCCGUGAUGAUUCUUGCCCUCCUGCUCAUGUUUAUUUUGUCCGUGUUUGUGGCUGCAGGGCUGUUUGUAACAAUGAGAAAGAGACACCUGAAGAGUCAGAACGAGCAGAAUAACUCCAUGAACGCGUGUAUUAGCUCUCUUAACAUGGAGUAUGGACUGUAUAAAAAGGGAUCUGUCCCAAAGGUCAGAACGUCGGCUGGCCACGUGUAUGAGUACAUUCCACCCGCCUCGGAGCAAACAAGCAGAACCACAGGCCACGCUUCUGCCAAUAGCAAAUCCGCCGAGGGGUUUCGGGACUUUGACGAGCUAAGCGGCCCCUUUCUGGGGAACUCGGACGAAGAAGCAGCGAGUAAUGUAAUAGGCUCGGAAUACAGCACCAGCGCUUCGGAGCCUCUCAAUAAGCCUUCCGGCAUGAAACAAGAUGAUCCAUCGCACUACAGAGAAGUCCUCGAUCCUGAGCAGAAGCCGCACUACAGCCAUACGCUACCUUGCAGGCACGCAGCACGUCCGGCCAGUCAGUACGCAUCAGACCUUGAUGCAAGGCCUCGGUAUGUGCAUCCUGACAGGGUACAACAGACAAUCCUGUACUGCACAACGCCAAGUACUGUUUAUGUGGAGCCAAACAGAAGUGAGUAUUGGGAACUGAAGGCAAAGCUUCACAUUGAUCCGGAUUAUCUUGAGGUUCUUGAAAAAAGAACAACAUUUACACAGUUUUAAGCGACUCGGCUGCCAAACACAGCGAAACGGGACUUUAUACUUCAACGCAGAGAGGUAAAGCACGAAGGCAUCGUCUUUGGUACAAAGGAUUGUGAGCUGCAGCAUGGAUUUUUGUGUACUACUCAAGCUUUGCAGCAUUGAGUGAUGACAUGUACUACAUGUUCAGCUGAUCCAAUCACAGGUACAUCUACCACGUGAUUCAUGACUGUGCAUCGUGAAUAAUGUUUUUGUUACAAUCACAACAUGGGUUGGGAUGGCAGUCCUUCGAAUAGCGCUUACCUUAACAAACUGAUUUUUCAGAGCUUAUUAUGUGUGAGUUUUGUGCUUACUACGAACUAUUAAAUUAAUCUAUCCAUUCUUAACUUUGCUGGUUUGGUGUGAAAUACCAUCUUUAUAUUUCUCAGGCUGCGGCAGCUUCUCCCAUUGGCCAGUCACAUUGGCACCCACCAGAUGAGGCAAACUUCAAACUGUAAACAUAUCCAAGUAUACUCACGGUGAUUUCUGAAGGGGGGGGGGGGGGUAAAAGACAGAAAACCUCGACGAAACGUAUGCGAAAUAAAAAGUAAAAUGGUCCAAGUGUUGCUACAUCUUGCCAAAUAUUUUCACUGCACCAUGUUGAUGGAGUAUUUUGCAGCAGGACUGACCAUUGUUUUAUUCAAGUAAAAUUGUCUUCAAUGCACGGUCAAAAUGAUAGUUUGAAAUAUGAAUAUAGUAGUGACUAUAUAUCGUAGGCAAAAAAAAAAAAUUAACAGGCUUCACGUUGACAAAUAAAAGAUUUCUCGAAAUUCAAAGUUUGAUGCAUUUGUGAUAUUUGACACAUCUUUUUUUUUUUGUAACACCGUAUGAAAGGGGGAAUUUGCAAUGGUAAAACUGCUAGCAAAAAUGUCUAAUGUCCCUAUGCUCUUCUUUUAGCCAGGUUUGCGGAAACAAGGGAUGGGUAUUUUUAUUUAUAGGUCAGCAUGUGUGUUUGCAGUGCAUGGUAAAUCGUGCCUUCGGUCUUUAAUUGGUUGUUUUUCAUUGGGUGCGGUGGUUUCACAAGUCAAAUUGCAGGAACGGGAUGGAGCUAGACAAGGCGGAUUAUUUUUAACGGAUCAUUUUGCAGACAAAUGUCCCAAAAUGUUGUGAAAGUUGUUUUGAAAACUGCAAACUCCUCCUUUGGCAAGCUUAUAUUUUCACAUAGGUUCUGUCAACAUGUUUUCCCUGAACAACAAUUCUUACAAAACUUUUCUUUGUUUUGUUCCUUGGACGUAGUCAAAAACUGCAGACACUGACCUGAUGUGGAAAACGAACGUGUAACCAUUUUUAUUCAAAUUUCUAUUGUAUUUCACUUUUUUUCUGACUCCUUCUCGAAUCAAUCUAUUUUUUUUUUGCAAACACAAAACGUACUCAUUUGCAUAUCAAGUGGGAAAGCGAGAUCACUUGAGGGCGAACUAAGACUCAAUUUUUGACAGGAUGACCAGAGACGCAUGUUAAUGCUGCCCGAGCCGCGCGUUGAGUCAGUGCAAGUACUGCCGUAUGUACAUAAUGCUUAACAGUUCAAAUUAAAUGUGUAAAUAUGAACAAUCGGGCAUGAAAGCCCGGCCCCCUAAUGACUCAUCUUAUCAUAACAGACGCCCUGGAGCUAUUUCCUUUGCAAUAAUGUGUGGUUUUUACUCUCCAAUCGGCUGCAUUUCAUUAGCGCUAAUCAGUGAUGAAGAUUAUAUGGUCUCAUCCCAAAAUAAACCGGGUUGUUGCCAAGGAUAUUUACCACCAAUUCUUUCUGAUGAAACCGAAAUUAAUUUGCAAAAGUGCCCAUCCAUUAUGAUGUGUGUAGGCGUAAAGUCAAGUGCAGAAAAUGAAUCAUUUUGCUGAAAUCGGACACACUUGACAAGGUGAGGAACAUGCUGUGGAUGAGCAGGAGCUCAGAAUAUCAUCUCAUGAGCUCUCUGCUUUGCAGAUUGAGACCAAAGACAGAAUCUCAAAAUUUCAAGGGAGCCCACCACUUGUUUUUUUUUUUUUUUUGGAUAAUCUCUCCGAAUCUGUGGUGUUCCCUCAAAGCUUCCCGCAGGGGAUUAUGGACAACUGGUGCACUUGUUUGGAAAUGAUUCAGGCUGUAACUGUUGCGUGAAAUGUUGUAAAGGAUGAUGAUCACAACUGUAUUCACAUGUAUAAAAAAACAACACUCUUUGCCAUCAAUACACAUGAUUUACGUGUGCCAACAGUCACGUACUGUAGAAUGAAUUUACCGGCAUAUCACAAGGGCAUCGCAUUUAUGUGUUGUUGUUGUUUUUUUUUUGAAGAAGAAGAAGAGGAAUCCUAUACUGUAUGUGUAUUUUACCCUCUUACCUACUCUAUCUCCAGAUUAAACAAAAAAUAUAUAUGUAAUAAUAAUAAUAAUAAUAAUAAUUACAAUGAUGCAAUCAAUGCAAGAACCAAUUUCUCAACUUGUACUCAAAUACAAGAGUCGGGGCCUCAGUUGUGUAAAAGAUGUAUUUUUAUAACAAAGAAAUGUAGAUAUUCGUAUAUACUAUUUGCUUCCUCUUUCGAAAAUUCACUAUUGACUUGUAAGAGUCAACAAUGAUGUCACUCCCUGAAUUGUGCAGUAUAUUUGUUUGUGUCCAUGCAGUCCAGCCAUACAGUCUAAAGAGUAACCUUGGACAUCCUGUACAACGUGCCGUUCGUGACAUGAACUGCUACGAGACGGUUAUGAGGGCCAUGCUGAUAAUGAAGUAGUCAUCGAAAAUCAUGGAAAUGAGUGAUCAUUUUAGUGCAAACAAGUCAAGGUUCUGUUUGAUUUUCCACCACAAAAACAUUUCCAGAAAUCCAACACCUUUACUGUAAGAGCAUUUCAUCAUGCUAUUUUAUCAUAUUAACUUUUCUCACAAUAUUACGACUUUAAUCUUGUGACCUAAGCUUUUUCCUCUUCUGUAUGAAUACUCAUACUCGCCAUCUUCAUUCUAAUGUGUGUAGUUAUUCUGCAGGACCUUUGUGCAACAAUUUGGAUAUCUUUUUCAAACCCGCAUAGAUUUUGAAGAGGUCCGGGUAACAUAUGAAUUUGGCACUUGACAACGCUUCCUCUCUACGGAAUUAAAAUUAAAAAGCACAACAAAUACAAAUGAAGUUUCUGGAUAGAAACAUGUCUUAUUAUGCACACAGUGAACCAUGAGCGCAAAUUAUGCAGUCUAAAUUAUGUCUGGGUCAAUACUGUGUAACUGAGGAAAGUCCCUCUCCAUGAGACAGUAGAUGCACAUGAUUUGCAAUAAUAUGCAAUGAACCUGUCACCUUAACUCAGCUCUCAUGGUUGGAAUUUAUGCAUAUUAGUCACGCUGUUGAAUGUGUCAUCGGUUUCUGAACUCAGCACGUCCAUAGAACCAUGUGGUGCAUUUUACAACUAUUGGACUGGAUAAGGGGAAUAUUCUUGAAAAGUAGUUUUGAAAAUCACAGAAUGAUUUGGCAUCUCAUGUUUACCAUGUUGGGAUUAUCACUCAAAAGUAACACUCUGAGCAGACUAGGUACCUGUUUUUUUUAUAUACAUGUGUGUCUAGAUAGAUAGAUAGAUAGAUAGAUAGAUAGAUAGAUAGAUAGAUAGAUAGAUAGAUAGAUAGAUAGAUAGAUAGAUAGAUAGAUAGAUAGAUAGAUAGAUAGAUAGAUAGAUAGAUAGAUAGAUAGAUAGAUAGAUAGAUAGAUAGAUAGAUAGAUAGAUAGAUAGAUAGAUAGAUAGAUAGAUAGAUAGAUAGAUAGAUAGAUAGAUAGAUAGAUAGAUAGAUAGAUAUGUGUGUUUUUCAAUUUUGGGGGAGGCUGCCUGUGAAGCCCCCUGCCGUCUGACAUGUUCUUAAUUUUUUGGGAGAAUGUGUGUAUUUGGGGGCGGCCCGGUGGCCCAGUGGUUAGCACUUCCAUCUCACAGUGCAGAGGUUGUGAGUUCAAUCCCGGCUACCUGGGCUUUCGUGGGUUUUCUCCAGGUACUCCAGUUUCGUCCCAUAUUCCAAUUCCAUGACUGGCUGAUUGAACGCUCCAAAUUGUCCCGAGGUGUUAGUGUGAGCGCGGAUGGUUGUUCGUCUCUGUGCGCCCUGCGAUUGGCUGGCAACUGGUUCAGGGUGUCCCCUGCCUACUGCCAAAGGACUGCUGGGAUAGGCUCUAGGACCCCUUGCGACCCCUGUGAGGAUAAUGCGGGUCGGAAAAUGGAUGGAUGGAUGGUGUGUCAUUGGGAACACAUCAAUCGCGGGGGGCCAUUCAUGAUUUGUUCUCUGGUUCUGGUGGGGACGCCCAUGGGUGUGAAAACUCUAAAUGUAUAAAAAUAAAAUAUUAGAAACUAGUGUUAGGGUCACUGUGAAUAGUGAAAAAUCAAAACUAACAUAAUAACAAUAAUAAUAAUUCCUCUCGUGACAGACAAAAAACAA